GCGGACGAACUGAACUCGGAUAUCGGGGCAACAAACUUUUGCCAAAUGUCGGUAAUUGUUUCGGUAAAGCAGUGUUAUUAAAACAGUGUUUUAGUGCGUGGUUAUCUAAUUUUAGUGUAUAUUUUCACAUUAGUUCGUAUGUUAUUCGCGGGAGUGAUUAUGAUGCAUUUAAGGGACAUCAAUAAAGUAGACAUAAAGGUUAUGUUCAUCAGCAGCUGAUCCAUUUUCUAGAUCCCUGAGAUCUAAGACUGAUAAUUAAUUAUUUACCUUUUGUAAAGGAUCUCGUAAGAAAGAGAUGUCCGGGGACGGGGACAAAACGCCACCUGCAGCCGAAGACGGUGACGAAGAGGACGAUGACUUCGACGAUCUUGUCAAUCAGAUCAACUACAACACCAUCACCUCCCUUGCGGCCCUCAAGGAAAUCCUCGGACACGACUCUAGGACGAGUGCCGAGGACGUUUCGUGGUUCCAACACUACUUCCUUCAUCACGUGAACCGUCUGCCAUCCAGGAGCCAGUGGGAGCGACGGCUCAGCGAGUGUCCGGAGGAGGAUGAAACCGUGGCUGACCAUGGGGAUCAUGAUAAACGAGCGGAAUCCUCAAGCAGCUCUAGUACCACGUCUGCUACCACGUCGGACGACGAGGAUUCCAAAGACGAGUCCAAAGAUGAGUCCAAGGACGAGUCCAAGGAUGAAUCCAAGGACGAAUCCAAAGCGGAAUCCAAAGAAAGCAAAGAAGAAACGUCGCCUGUUUCUUCAGCGCCACCGACCCCGAAGAGGAACCCUUCCCUUACCCCGGACACACCGCCUCUGUCCCCGCGCACGAUGAGUCGGGGGACUUCGCCCCACCUGGAUAAACGGUUCUUCGACUCCAGCAUGAUCGAGAUGAAGUCGCAGGCGUCUUCCACGUCCACCCUGGAUAACGAUUCUACCGAGGAGAUUUGGGUGCGACGCGCCGACCCGGAUACGGUCCGACGGAAAAGGGAGUUGGGCUCCCAGCCGUUACCCACCAUAGUGACAGAAGACCACGCCAUGGCUGGACAAGAACCGCCUAGGCAGCGAGCAGGAACGUGGAGCAUCUCCCAUUCGAGACAUUUACACUUUGGCUCGACGUCGAGUGGAGGAAGUGCUUUGAGCGCAGCCAGUAGCUCCAGUGGUCGAGACCCCGGAGAAAGACGCAAGUCUGGGGACGACAUCCUCGCCGGCGUUACAUCUCCGCGCAAGACCACUCCGACUGUCUUUGACGUGUUCAGGCCACGCAGUAAGAGCGACGCGAGUCGUGCCAAGAAACCUACCACGCUCAUUGCUCAGAUGAAAAAUGCUGUGCAGAAUUCUCUGAUGUCGCCGGGGUCGGGAUCGCGCAGUGCGAGCAACAGUGGCUCGGCUUCGAGCACGGAGGGUAACGCGAGUGCGGCCGGUAGUACCGAUGCCGUUGGUGCGAGACCUCGCGCGGGCAGUGACAGUGGUUCGUCGCGCGGUCCUGUGUCCAAAGUGAUGGAUUUGUUUAGACAUCGAUCUCACAGUGCAGUGUCUGCCGAGGAGAAGAGGAAAGCGAGAGCGGCUGCACUUCACCAACAACAGCAGAGACAAAGUGCUUUGCUGAGGCGCAGUUCCGUAGACGUAGAGAGGCGAAGGUUAUCACUUGGCGCAGUCUCGACACCUCACCGCGCCUCCGACGCAUGCCUAGAUCCUCACCAUGCAGCCAUACUGUUCAGAGACUCUAGAGGGCUUCCUGUCGCGGAUCCAUUCCUCGAGAAAGUCAACAUUUCUGAUCUUGAGGAGGACGAGAGCCAAAUAUUUGUCAAGUUCUUCAAGUUCCACAAGUGCUACGAUUUGAUCCCCACCAGUGCCAAACUGGUCGUGUUCGACACACAGCUGUUAGUCAAGAAAGCUUUCUUCGCUUUAGUUUAUAAUGGUGUCAGAGCCGCACCACUGUGGGACAGUUCACAACAGAGGUUUGUGGGAAUGUUGACCAUCACAGACUUCAUCAAGAUACUCCAGAUGUACUACACGUCUCCCUCCGUCACUAUGGAGGAGUUAGAAGAACACAAACUGGACACCUGGAGAAAGGUCCUCAAAGAUAAUGUGAAGGAGUUGGUUUCCAUCAGUCCGGAUGCUUCACUCUACGACGCCAUCAAGACCCUGAUUCACAAUAGGAUACACAGGCUGCCAGUGAUAGAUCCUGAGACUGGGAACGUUCUGUACAUACUCACACACAAGAGGAUACUCAGGUUUCUCUUCCUCUAUAUCAACGACCUUCCUAAGCCAAGCUACAUGCACAAGACGUUGGAGGAGUUGAGGAUCGGAACGUUCAGUAACAUAGAGACAGCUGAGUCUGACACUUCUAUCAUCGUAGCGCUCAAGAAGUUUGUCGAGAGGAGAGUCUCGGCUUUGCCCAUGGUGGACGCUGAGGGUCGCCUCGUCGAUAUCUUCGCCAAGUUUGAUGUUAUUAACCUGGCGGCAGAGAAGACCUACAAUAACCUGGACGUUUCACUCAAGACGGCCAACGAACACAGGAACGAGUGGUUUGAAGGAGUUCACAAGUGCAAACCAACGGAAACACUCUUCACGAUCAUGGAGAGGAUAGUGCGAGCUGAGGUGCACAGACUAGUGAUCACUGAUGAUGAAGAAAAAGUCAUCGGAAUUCUUUCCCUGUCAGAUUUGCUACUGUACCUUGUACUUCGACCGUGUGGAGAUGACGGGAACACAGGCGGCGACACCGAGUGUAACUCAGUAAGACUACAGGACCUGCACGCCCAACAACAGUCGGGGGAGACGAUACUAGAAGAGGAGGUGGAAGGAGAGGGUGGAGAGGGAGGCUCAAGCAGCGACGAGAGAGAUCGUGAUACUUCUCCUCCUCCGAUGCUGUCCACUCCUCCAGCCUCGCUGGCAGAACAAACGUGGCGCGAAGUGACAGUGUUGGGCGGCGACUAGACUCUGACUUUACUAAUUUAUUGUAGAUAUAAAUAAAGUUACCUAUUUUUAAACCCGUGGUAGUUAAGGAAGCGAUUAAGUGUACCUUCGAUUAAGUACUUAACGAGUCGUAGUCGUAGAUACUUUUGUGAAUAGACGGUCUAGAGGAGUCGGGAUGAUGCUUUAUUUCUUCAAUACUGAAUACUGUGAUACGUGUCCGUUAGGUUUGACAAUAAGUAACAAUAACGUACAAACACUUCUGCAGGACCAAUUUCGAAUACACCAUCGGUUUUAUUUGUAUUUCCAAUUUUUGCUAUGUUAAACUGGUUUACUUAAUAAUGGGAUUGAAAGUACAUGGGAAUUGUAAUGUUAAUAUGUAAAAUUUAGCCUUAACCAAUAUAAAAUCUAUCCAGACUUGUGCAAUCAAUGUCUAUAAAUACACAUUUUAUUUGCUUCUAUACAAUUAUUUAAUUAUUGAUUUUCCGAGUAUUAUAUGCAAGUAUACAACUAAACAAUGUUUUUAUCCUAUAAAAAGUGUUAAAUUUGUUAAUUAUAUAUAUAAUUGUAUAUUCUCUCAGAUAGUAAUAAUUAGAGAUUAAAUUUUUUUUAAGAUUAUUCUAGGAUACAAAGUCUGUCAAUAUAAGAAAAAUGUUUUAGUUUUAACUCUUAAUUAACCACAUAGGUGCUAAUUUUUCAUGUUCUUUGUCAAACUAUAAGCAAGAGACAUUUGUUUUUUAUCAAGUACUGAAAACAUUAAACUUAAGCUUGAAGAUUUGUUUUAUUAUAUUUUGUUUAUCAAUGUCAAAUUGUUAUAUUAAAAACUUUAUUGUGUAUUCACUAUACCUUUGUGUCUCCAAUUGUGCAAUAUAUUAUCAAUUUUAAAUGUGUUCUACAUUUUUACUUGUUUAUGAGAUUUAUUAUUUAAAAAGGGCAAAGUCAAUGCAUAGAUUUAAAUAGGUUUUAUCUUAAACAAGUUUUUUUUUAUACAGAAUGUGAAAUUAUUCUAAGAUCAUAACAGUUAUGAGUUAAGUCACAGGAGAAAUAAAAAAUAUGAGUUAGUAGGGUGUAUCCACUUUUAGCCUCUAAAAAGAUUGUAAGGAUAGGCAAAGUCCUCAAUUACUUAAACAACAUUUUGUUUCACUAUGUUUUGUGUCUGUACAUUACAACACUAUCUUGCAUACUAAAACAAACAUUGGAUGAUCUCUAGUAUGUUAAACCCCCUUUGUAGUUUAUUAUUGUAUAACUUGGUGAAUUGUCAUAAAGAAGAAUGUUAAUAUUGUUUAGUAGCUGUAUACCAUUUAACUAUUAUUAUAGUUUAAAUGCUACCCUAAAAUUAUAUGGAUUAACUUUGAUUUGUACUCAUUCUUAUUUAUUUCUCCUCUUGUUCAUUUUUUCUUGUACCUAAUAAAACUCCUAUCUAAAACAAUGAUAACUUUUUUGAAACUAAAAGAUUAUUGUUUGCUGGCCCAAUAAUAUGUGUUGCACUAUUGUACGGUAAGCAUCAAUUAAAUUAUUUUUUAAGCUCAAAAACAUAUUUUAGAAGAAAGAACUUUGGUUGGCAUGUGAGAUUUAUACCUUUAUAAGAAGAAAGUUAUACUGAAUAAUUUACAAAGCUAACACUCUAGUGUUGUUCGGAUAAGUUGUUUCUAUAGAUUAUUGUUGUAUAUUAAUACAUUUUGUACUGUAGAUAGCCUGUGUGUAAAAAUGUUUAUAGACUAUUAUCAUAGCUUUGUAAUCAACUCAGUAUAUAUUCUAAGUAUUUAAAGUAUUGAAGCUAUCAAAGUCAUCCCUGUAUAAAAUAUAAAUAUAUUUAUAUACAUA
Macrosteles quadrilineatus (aster leafhopper) is the source of this 4732-nucleotide messenger RNA. Its product is annotated as 5'-AMP-activated protein kinase subunit gamma-2-like. The transcript is spliced from 15 exons. Lineage: Eukaryota; Metazoa; Arthropoda; Insecta; Hemiptera; Cicadellidae. Bases 296 to 2932 code for a protein of 878 amino acids. The record is from RefSeq and is a predicted model, not a curated record.